UGGUCACGUGACGUUUUACAUUGUAGUGUAAAUAGGUACGCUUCAUGUAACUUUAGUGUUAAGUGGUUUAUUUUAGAUAUAAAUAAAAAUGCAGCCUUCUAUUUAAUUAGCAGGAUAAGUAGAUUUUUAUCGCGUCCUUCGCUUGAGCAAACAAACCAAUUGAAUUAAGUAUACGCCCCAUUCCCUGUGCCCACUGAAGAUUCUCCCCUAAGCUCCGCCUUAGACCCUCCCCUUUCCAUCCCAUAGGAUAAAACUAACGGUCCAGCCAGUAUCAUUAGAGCAUCCAAGCGUUAACGCAGAAAAAAGUUUGGUGCCGUUAUUAUUCUGAGGAAUUCGCAUAGUGAUGCGGCGGGAUAAAAAUUAAGUGUGUUGGUGGAUUAAAAAAAUGUGGUGAUAAAUAAUUUAUUGUGUGUUACAGUUUUUUGUGCAGUGUUUCAAAUAGCUGAUAGUUAUGGUGUAAUUCUAACGGAUGGAUUGUUUUUGAUAGAUGCGUGAUGUCAAGUUACGGGUCCAUGUCGCCUUCAGACGAAGGCUUCGACAGAUACGAACCACCCUUCUACUGCCAGCCGCAUGGACAGAAUGGCUCGCCCAUGGACGGCGUGGUGUACUGGCCGAGCACGGAGGCGCAGGAUUACGACACGCAAGACGUAUACCACGACACCACGCAUUACAUAGGACGGAACUAUGGAUAUGAGGAUAUGCAGAUACCGGGGAACGAAAAUUUUGAAGGAUACCACCAACAGAAUAUGCAUCACGGCUAUACACAGAAUAGCAUAGGCCUAGACUGCGAGCUCCAACCCCUCCCCCUGCGCUACGACCGCCCCGCAGCCCCCUCCUUCGUCCGCGUGGUGAAACGACGCAACACCGCCAACAAGAAGGAACGACGGCGCACACAGAGUAUUAACACGGCGUUCUCUGACCUCAGAGAGUGUAUACCUAAUGUGCCGGCUGAUACUAAACUGUCUAAGAACAUAAGCAAAGAGAGGCGGAGGACAGAGAGCAUUAAUGUGGCCUUCACCGAUCUUCGGGAGAGGAUUCCGAACGUACCAGCUGAUACCAAGUUGUCAAAGAUCAAGACGCUCCGCCUCGCCACUUCCUACAUCUCAUACCUGAUGAAGGUGCUGGAGUCUGAUGGCGAGCCAGCCGGCGGGUUCAGAGCGGAGCUGCACCGCGCGCCGCCGCGGAGGCUCCGGGGGCAGGAGGCCAAUCAGGUGGAGAAGCGCAACAAGGGGCGCACGGGGUGGCCACAGCACGUGUGGGCGCUAGAACUGAAGAACGAACAGAAUAACUUACAGACUUGAAGUCAUUGGAAUAUGUUGUUGAAACGUUAAAUUGAUAAUGUAAGUCCGCAAUGUAAAUAUGUAGGUAUGUAUAUUCAUUAGCAUGGAAGUAGAAAAAAAGGCGGAAGGAAUCUCGCUAACUAAAAAGUGAGGCACCCAAAGUAAGUCAGUUUCAUUGUUACGACGAGCCCGCCACACACACGUUCACGCUCAAAGUAAGUCAGUUCGCCGCCGCGCACCCACACACUCUCAUGUCGCCGCCAUUGUGGUGCUUCAGUGUUUUUGUAAGCGAGAUUCCUUCCGACUUUUUUUCUUCUUCCAUGUUCAUUAGGUAAUUUAACUUUUACAUGGCUCGCCGUUGUAGUUAUAAUAUAUUA
Molecule: messenger RNA, 1657 nt
Organism: Plutella xylostella (diamondback moth)
Lineage: Eukaryota; Metazoa; Arthropoda; Insecta; Lepidoptera; Plutellidae
Gene: Hand
Product: heart- and neural crest derivatives-expressed protein
Biological process (GO): regulation of transcription by RNA polymerase II; developmental process
Molecular function (GO): RNA polymerase II transcription regulatory region sequence-specific DNA binding; DNA-binding transcription factor activity, RNA polymerase II-specific; protein dimerization activity
Source: RefSeq, a predicted model, not a curated record